UCCUCUUUCUGAACAGAAGGGAGCACGGAAUUAGAAACUAAUCCAACACACCAAUUAAGUGAUUUAGUAGAUAGCUUACUCCGGAUCAUCCGAUCCCCUUGGGAAGCAUCAAAGAUCAAACAGCUACAAGUCAAUAUAUUAUAAUUCCUCGUCCAAGCAUGAUGUCGAUUACGGGUAUCCAAGGCCAGCUUCUUGAAGUCACUGUGGUUGCCUGCGACAAAUUGAAGGAUACCGAGUGGGUUUCAAAGCAGGACCCGUACGUGAGCCUCGAAUAUGGUGGCACCAAGUUUAGCACCAGAACAUGCACUGAUGGGCAUACGGAUCCGGUAUUCCAGGAGAAGUUCCCGUUUCCCUUAAUCGAAGGUCUUGGAGAGUUAACCUGCGAAGUUUGGAACAGCAAUACCAUUCUACGCCACACUUUCAUCGGCAGCGCUAAGAUUCUAUUGCAAAGGGUUCUUUCUCGGGGCUACGACGACUCCGCCUGGCCGCUUCAAGAUAAAAAUGGCAGAUAUGCAGGACAAGUGCGACUAAUAUUACGUUAUGAGAAUAAUGUCAUGGAACCUGCAACGUCAAGCAGCUUUGCUCAUCUGUCGUCGUCGUCGUCGUCAUGCCGGCCAUCUGUAACUCAACCAAUCUUCCAAGACCUUCAUUGGUGCUCUCCAACAACAGCUGUCAAUGCUUACCCAACUCCUGCACCGGCAGCUCCUUACGCACCUCCGGCCCAGCCCUACCCACCUCCAUCUGAUCCUUACUCUUCAUACUCAAUAUCUAACGCAGCAGGCUAUCAACCUGCAUUCCCAUACUCAGCUCCACCAUCAGCGGUCUAUCCUCCACCACCGAUAUACCCACUAAAUUCUGCUUAUCCUCCAUCUCUAUAUCCACCAGCUCCGCAAUCUUCACACGGUCUUUAUCCUCCAGGUACCAGGUCCUUAUCAAGGUACGUACCCUCUCCCGCCAUUUUGAGAGACAACCUGGAGCUUCUGCACACGGAAACGAAAGAAGUUCACAGCCCAGUAAUUGCAUAUGGAUAUGAUAUAAUGCGUAUAUACAUUUGUUUUGAGAGCAUUCUCAAUGGGUUACCUAAAAUAUAUGUUUUCUUCUAAAAGUGCAAAUAUUUGUCCAAAAUGAAUGUGGAUCAAUGAAUUAUGUAUCACAGCAAGCAAUUGAUCACUAGUGUCAUAUAACAUCACUUCAUCAAAAGUGUUUAUAAUUUAUUUGUAAUUUUGAGUAGUUUCUCGUCCGGUUUGAUAUUCAA
Molecule: messenger RNA, 1255 nt
Organism: Juglans microcarpa x Juglans regia
Lineage: Eukaryota; Viridiplantae; Streptophyta; Magnoliopsida; Fagales; Juglandaceae
Exons: 8
Coding region: 159-1103 (314 amino acids)
Source: RefSeq, a predicted model, not a curated record